GUCCGCAGUGUCAAUGGGGGCGGAGGCAGAGUCGGGUCUAGUUGGCUGGCCAAGUUCAAAGUGUCCCAGUCGCGUGUUUCCUCGCCAUCGCGCAGCUGACAUUUUUUAAAUUCCUCCAAUAAGAACAAGUUCAUCCUUCAAGACACCGGAGAAGCUUGUUUCACCAGCGGCGCGCGUCAAACUCCUCUCAUGUUUUCCAAAGCCACUGCCAACUUCGUCCGCCAUGUUGACCCGGAGGGGAGCCUCAAACACGUCUCCCGCAUCAAUGACGCUCAGAAGCUGGUUCCGAUGGCUCUGAUGGUCAAACGCAACCGCUUUUGGUUCUGGCAGAGAACCAAAUACCAUCCCACGGAUUUCCACCUGAAGGACGUGCUGCAGGGGGACGAGGAUCUGACCGCCUGUGUGCACCAGGGUGAGUUCCUGACCUACGAGGGCACCUUUGGGGACAAGCUCAAGGGCACACUAGAAGCCGAGGUGGGCUCUGUGGGUCUCGGCCUCCAGGGUCAAGGCACCUCCGAACUCCAAGCACAUUUCGGCAAGCUGAGGAAAGAGGAACUGGAUGUGAAGAAGUUGUUAGAGGACUCCAGUAACAGGCUGGUGGACAUGCAGCACAUGCUGGUGCAGCAGCUGGAGAAGAGAGCUGAAGUUCUGGCCGUGGUCAAGCAGACAAUCUUCACCACCGACGCCUGCGCUGUCAAGCAGACCAAAAAGGAGAGUUGCGCCAUGCGCGGCAUGGUGGGACUGAUGGGGGCGCUAGGGGGCUCCGUCAAGUUUUGUGUCAAGGACAUCAACGAGAUCGAAGUGGACAGUGAUGUCGUCCUGGAGAUCCCCUCUGCUACAGUCAUCGCCUACAGCGUCCUGGAACUGGACAUUAAAAAGGACGGGACCUUUGAGAUAUGCCUCCAGCCCGGGAAGAUCGGGGGCUUUGAGGCCGAUAUGGUCAAGCCGUGGUCCUCCACUGACUCCCUGGAAGUGGACGGGAGGUGCGUGGGCCAGGACAUGCCGGAAGAAGCAGUCCAGCAAAACGGUUCUGACGUGGAAGAUCUUUCCGCACUGGCCGAGCUCCCCCAAUCCGCACGGCGUGCCUUGUUCUCCAAACUGCAGGACAUUUUGAGGGACGGCGCAUCUCUGUCCCCUCUGCAGCUUGUGCUGGAGGAAGUGUGCUUUGGUGAUCAAGCCGACGCGAUGCAGCUGGAGGAGCUCUGCCACGGCCAAACCAACUUGCUGUCGGACAUUCUGGAUCUUGAAGGCCACUCCGCUGCUCCUCUGAACGCAGCUCAUCUGUUGGUCAGUGCCCUGGAAGAGUUGCCCGAUGAAAGUCGGAGCCUCAUGGUCGACAGUCAGCAUGGAUUCUUCGAGGCCUUCAGUAGCUUGGUGUCCAUGCUGAGGCAGAGCAGCCUGCCGCUCCCCAUCCAGUCCCUUCCCAGUCUGCUGCAGAAAAAGCAAACUUUCCAGCACGCGGAGAGGCUGCUCAGCUCCACCGGUGUGAUACUGAGGAAGGACGGUGAUUCCCUGUGUGUGGAGACGGGAGACAAAACUGAAGUGGACCUUUUGGUCCUCGGCCUGAGCGCCCAUGGACUGGCUCUGCUGAGCAGCGAGCAAAAAUAGGCUUUUCCAGCUCACUCUUUUUCUUCCUUUAUUGCAGGGGUCGGCAACCCGCGGCUCCGGAGCCGCAUGCGGCUCUUUGAUCACUCUGAUGCGGCUCAGCAGCUUACUUGCUGAACCCCCCAGUUUUCCCGUGAGACUUCCGGAUUUUAGUGCCUCUCGCUGAAAACUCCCGGGAUUAAUAUUCACCGAUUUACACCCUUACGGCUAUAAUAAGGGCGUACCAUGAUGGUACGACAUUUGGCGCCCUCUACAAUCUGUAUUAACAGCGUGCCAGCCCAACACUUGUUAUACAUUAUACAUCUUCUGCUUGCACACGUACGUGACAG
Nerophis lumbriciformis (worm pipefish) is the source of this 1934-nucleotide messenger RNA. Its product is annotated as gasdermin-E-like. Gene Ontology annotation, biological process: programmed cell death. The record is from RefSeq and is a predicted model, not a curated record. Gene Ontology annotation, cellular component: cytoplasm. Lineage: Eukaryota; Metazoa; Chordata; Actinopteri; Syngnathiformes; Syngnathidae.